This is a messenger RNA of Manis javanica (Malayan pangolin), 1087 nucleotides long. Lineage: Eukaryota; Metazoa; Chordata; Mammalia; Pholidota; Manidae. The record is from RefSeq and is a predicted model, not a curated record.
UGUAGGAUAUUCGUUCUCAGAAAGCCUGGCCCACUCGCAUUUCAACAUCUCCACCGGAACCCCACUUCUUGGUGAACUUCCCUGACCCUCCUGGCACUCCGCUCCUACCACAGGAGGCAGAGCCCCCCCCAGCCUCGCUUCCCCACCUGCUGUGGCAGCACCCUGCUCUAGUCCUGCCAAAAUGAAAGGCCCACUCCAACCCCUCAUCAUUUCUCUCAUCCUAACGUCUGUGUGUGGGAACAACGGCCUGGCGGGCCACCCGGAGAAAGGAAGGGAAGAUUCUAAGCCUGCAUCUGACCAAAAGGGGCAGGUAAAGAGCAAAAACCUAAGCAUGCCGCUUCUCCCCGCUGACUUCCACAAGGAACACACGGUCACCAACGACUGGCUCACCGAGGGGGAGGAGGAGGAGGAUUAUCUGGACCUGGAGAAGAUACUCAGCGAGGACGACGACUACAGCGACAUCAUCGAUGCUGUUUCGCCCACAGAUUCACACGCCAGCAUGGACAACAUCCUCCAUCUCUUCCAGGGCAAGACCCGGAUCCAGCGUUUGAACAUCCUCAAUGCCAAGUUCGCGUUCACCCUUUACCGGGCCCUGAAGGAACAGGCCCGUCCUUUGGACAACAUCUUCAUAGCCCCGGUGGGCAUUUCUACUGCCAUGGCAAUGAUCUCCUUGGGCCUGCAGGGGGAGACCCACGAGCAAGUGCACUCGGUUUUGCAUUUUAAAGACUUUGUCAACGCCAGCAGCAAGUAUGAGGUCAUGACCAUCCACAACCUCUUCCGUAAACUUACUCAUCGCCUCUUCAGGAGGAAUUUUGGGUAUACGCUAAGGUCAGUCAAUGACCUUUACGUCCAGAAGCAAUUCCCAAUCCUGGAUGACUUCAAAACUAAAGUAAGAGAGUACUACUUUGCUGAGGCCCAGGAGGCUGACUUCUCAGACUCUGCCUUCAUAUCAAAAGCCAACCACCACAUUCUGAAGCUCACCAAGGGCCUCAUAAAAGAUGCUCUGGAGAAUAUAGACCCAGCAACACAGAUGAUGAUUCUAAACUGCAUUUACUUCAAAGGUAAGAAAUAGCUUUGUAUGUCUUGA